This is a messenger RNA of Dictyostelium discoideum AX4, 3438 nucleotides long. RefSeq lists its product as hypothetical. The transcript has 3 exons. Lineage: Eukaryota; Evosea; Eumycetozoa; Dictyosteliales; Dictyosteliaceae. The coding region runs from base 1 to 3438 and encodes 1145 amino acids. The record is from RefSeq and is a predicted model, not a curated record.
AUGUUUUCCCAAUUUAAACAAAUCAUAGAUUCAAAAAUUGAUAAUAAAGUUAAUACAAUCAGUAAAAAGAUUCAAAAUAAAUUAGUAAUAUUAAAUGGAGCAGGAGGAUCACCAAAUAAAGGUAAUAAGGAUAGAAAUUUUAAAUUAUCAUUUUCAAGUAUGAUAUUUAUACCACCACCAUUACCAACAAUACAAAGUGAUCCAAAUUUAUUUAAAGGUGCACCAGAGACAGAGAUGAGUCAAUAUAGUGAGAAUGGAUUUUCAUUCUAUUAUGAAGAGUUUGAGGAGGUGGGAAUGACAGCACCAAAUUUAAUAGUACAACAAAAUAUACCAAACAUUCACCCAGAACCAUUGGAAGGUAUGCAUCCGUAUGGAUUUAAUUUUGAAGAGUAUAAUCAAAGAAGGGCGAAUAUGAAUUUAAAUCAUGCAAAUGUAGAUUGUAAACCACAUUUCCUACGUAUUCAAAAUGAGAAUCCAAUAAAGAAUUAUGCAAUGACACCAACUAAUCAAAGGAUUUUAAGCAAGGCAGAGUUGAUGCAAUGUUUGCAACCCACUAAUAUCACCUACAUUUGCAUCACCGAUCAAUCGUUUACCAAUAAGGAGAGAAGAGCGUUCUUGAAGAAACUUGCUCAGUUUAGUUCAGUUGAGACUUUGAUUGUUAAAGGGUGUGGUAUUAAAAGUUUUGCCAAUGGUAGUAGAUUCCCAGUACUACGUUUUGUUGAUUUAUCACAGAAUAGUAUUAAAAAUUCAUCAGGUAUUAAGAAAUUAAUAAAAUAUUCACCAUGGUUAGAAUUUUUAAAUUUAAGUGGUAAUGGUAUAUCGGCAUGCACGGAAUUGGAGUGGAAACAACGUUGCAAUCGUCUCCUAUCGACAUUGACUCAAUUGGAGAAUAUAAAUUCAAAAGCGAUACCAAUAGAUGAUCGUAUUGGUGCAAUUUCAUUAUAUGGUCCAACCAAUAGAAAACAACAAUUGGAGAAAAUCAGAUGGGAACUUCAUUUAGAUUCAUUGGCUGAUGUUAGAGCAUUGAGACCCAUUCAUCCAGGUUGGCAACCACAAGGUAUACUUCAUAUUCAAUUGAAUAAUUGCCAAUUACGUCAUUUCUACAUUGGUGCAAUGGUAAAUUUAAAUAGUUUAGAUUUAUCAAGAAAUCUUUUAACUGAUAUCUCUUUUAGUGGUAUUGAAAAAUGUACAUAUCUACAAUAUUGUAAUCUAUCAAAUAAUCAAUUGGCUCGUGUAGAUACUACUUGUCAAAUGUUUGAAUUCACUCCAUCGAUUCGUUGUGUUGUACUAUCAGGUAAUCCAGCUACCUUUUCGAGAGAUCUCUAUAAAAAGGAGUUAAUUUAUCGUACUAGAAAUGGGUGUGGUACAAAUAGAUCAUUGGGUAUUCAACAAAUUGAUACGGAAAUGAUAUCGAUAGAUAAUAAAGUUUCGACAAUUCAUGAAUAUGAAUUAAAGACAAGUGGUAAUCAAGAGGUUGCAAAUAAAGUCUCAUCAGAACUACGUUGGAAAUUAUUAAUAAUUGAAAGGUUUGGUCAUAAACAGUUACAAAGUAUUCCAAACUUUUUCGAUAGCAUUAGACAUAUUGCAUUCCCAAAAUCAAAUAUUCAAAUGGUUGAUGUAUUUUGUUUUAAGAAUAUUGAAAUCAUUGAUUUCAGUGGUAAUGAUCUAUUCCAAUUCAAUGGUUUAAGAGCAUUAUAUUCUUUACGUGUACUUUUAUUACAAGAUAAUCCAAGAUUGGAUACGAAAUCAGUCACUGAUCAAUUGGAUCAAUUGGAAAGUUUAGAAUCUAUAAAUUUAUCGGUAAAUGGUGAUCAGACACAUCAAAGGUAUCCAAAGAAUACUCAAAACUCUCAAUACAGAGCAUUGGUACUUGGAGUGGUGAUACCAAAGAAUCGAUCAUUCAUUCUAUUGGAUAAUAAUGUUAUUUCAAAUUUAGAACGUGUUGAAGCCUAUAGAAACGCAGGUUACUCUAAUGAUUUAGUCGAACGUUAUAGAUUCUUUUUAGCAUUGACAAUUAAUUGCACUCUACCAUUUGGUCGUCAAGUUUAUCCUGAUCAAGUUGAAAUUGGUAAACAAUAUGAUCCAACACAAGUUACAAUUCUUAGAAGGCUAAGAGAAUGGCAAUUGACUUCAGAGUUUAUCAAUUUCUCUUACUUUACAAAUGUUCAAGAAAUUGAUUUAACCAAUAAUCGUCUAACUGAUAUUUUAAAUAUUGGUUUACAACAAUUGAAUAAUCUUUCAAAACUUUGUUUAAUUAAUAAUCAAAUUAAUAAUCCAUUACCAUUGAUAGCUCAAUUAUUGGAUUCAAUAAAGUCAUUGGAGAUCAUUGCAAUUCGUGGUAAUCCUUGUAUGAGAAGCCCAAAUGAUAGAUUAUCAUUGAUUGGUCAUAUGUCAACAAUGAAGUCAAUUACAGAAUCAACAUUAAAAGUAAUAGAUACUGAAAUUACAAUCUAUGAUAAAGUUGAAGGUUGGAAACUAGUUGGUGGUCCUUUAAAAGAUGCUGAAAUUUUAAAAUUAAAUUAUAUCGUUAAAUUUAAAUCAAUAGAUUUAUUCGAUCAUCAUUCUUUAUUUAAUUUAGAACUUUGUGAUUGUGCUUUAGAAUAUUUAGAUAUUACACCAUUUAUAAAUUUAAGAACACUAUUGUUAGCAAAUAAUAAAUUUAAAUUAUUAUCAAAUAUAGUUGGUUUGGGUAGUGGUAGUUGUCAACAAUUGUUUGCAUUGGAUUUAAGAAAUAAUCAAUUGGAUUCAAUGUCUGAUUUUAAAACAUUGCUAUUAUCAUCAUCAUUACCACAAUUAUCAGUUAUUGGUUUAUCAGGUAACGGUUUCACUAAAUCAUCAACUAGUCAAACUUUUAAUUAUCGUUCAAAAUUCUUGGCUUUAAUUACACCAUUAUCUCAAUCUCAUCUCUAUCCAUUGUCAAUGUUGGAUUCAAAUGAAAUCACUCCUGAUGAAAUUAAUGAUUGUCAACCAUUGGUUGGUGUUGAUAAAAAGGAAUCGUUAUUUAAUAUUUGUCUAUUAAGAAGAUCAACUUCUCCUGAUUUCUUUAAUUUAACUGAAUUGGAUUUAUCAGGUUGUAAUGUAACAUUUUGUAAUUUUGGUUUACUUCAAAAUUUAAUUAUACUCUCAUUAUCAGAUAAUAAUAUCUCUGAUUCAAAUUUAAAAGAUAGUAGUAUCUCUUCUUUAAAUAAUCUUAAAGCUUUAGAUUUAAGAAAUAAUAGAUUAAAAGAUUUAUCAAUUUUAUGUAAAAUUAUUGAUUUAUUAAAUAUUGAAACAUUAUUUGUUGAAGAAAAUUCAUGUUUUGAAAAAGAUACUCCAAAAGAUAGAAUUAAAUUCUUUAAAAAAUUAACAAAUUCCAGAGUUUUAUCAACUAUGAAAUAUUUAAAUGGUUCUGAAGUAACUUCAAAUGAUACUAUUAAAUUUAAUAAUAAAAAGAAAUAA